AUCAAAUUCUUUGUUGCUCAUCAUGUUGCAGCUCAGAAAACUUGAAUGUUGCGGGAAUGCAAUGUUUUAAAUUGACAGGAACGAUGCAUGUUUUCAAUUUGUCGAUAUAAUUAAAUAGUGCUCAAAAUGGAUGUAAGACAGUCUUUAAAUGCUGAUGACAAUUGCUCCGUCAUCACGGGAGAUGGGCAGCUCUCCUUCAUUGAAAAUGACAGCUUUUUUGCCAGAGCCCCCCCUCAGGCUGCCUCCACUGUGUGCCGGACGAAAGCCAGGAGAACCAUGCCCAUCGAUUCUGAAAUGGGUUCAUUCCUGGAAGAAAUGCCAUCCCAUUUUUCUUUCGAGAUUGGUACUCGGCCUAAGCUCUCAAACACAGGAACCAAAGCUAAAGAUAAGGGUGAAAUGCCACCUCCGAUGGAAAAUGUGGGCGAUUGGUCAGUGGUAAUAGAUUGGUGUAGGGAAAAUCUUGCACAAAAUGUAGAGGAGCCUGAGAUGGAUGGAAAGUCUUCACUAGGCAUUCUUAACUUGGAUGAUAUGGAUCUCUCAUCAAACCAUCUGUUGAUGGAUUCACCUAGAAUUGACCUGCCCAAACACGCCAUCAGUGACAAGAAAGCAAGAAUAAAUCUUAUGGAGGAAUAUAAGGAGAAGACUACCUCUGAAACUAAGAAGGUGGAAGAUAUGAGGCCUGUGCCAUUCAACAACAAUAGCCAAGUAUCGAACAACUCAAACACUAGAAAAUCGGAAAGUGCCUCAAGGCAAGGGAAAGACUCGCCUCAUUUGAGCGAAACGACGACCACCAAGCUAGAAGGCUCCUCCCAGCGAUUGGAUGGAUCAUCGCAGCGUUUUGAUGGAUCCUCGUCCACAGGUCAAGAUUUCAAGUCUGAUCAGCCGUUUGCAAGAUCACAGAUUAACACUGUGAAAAAAAACAUGUCUGUGCCAACAAAAAAUGAUCCCCCAAUGCUUGCGGCCAUCAGACAGUCCCUGUUUGGCCAAGGCACCAUAGGGGAGGAGGGGGAGGACGGAGAGGUGAGCGUGUACAACGUUGAGUUUGAGGCCGAGGAACUGCAGGGGCUCGACGACGACUUUGGGGAGAUGAACUGCAGUGUCGGUGGGGAAAGUGACGAGGGCAGCCCGGUGAAGACUCCCACUAACUCUACACCGAGGGCUGCGAGGUACAACAAGGUGGCUGCUGGUGCUGAAGGGUCCUCAGUCGAGGAGAUUGUGCUGGAUUCCAUUUACCUGCGGCCUGGUACAACGGGGGAAGAGCAGUCUCAGAGGAAGCUCCCCUACCUGAGCAAAGUCAGCCUCUUUGACGGUGGUAGUGGCAGUGGCAGUGAAGUAGACACAGAGGACGAGCUAGAACAGGCCAGAAAGGCUCAGGGAAUGAGACAUGAGGCAGCCGGUCAGGCCUGGCAACAGGGCACAUCUAGACCAGGAUUGGUAGGGGAAGAUAAUCGUUUUCCAAUGACCCAACGCCAGUCUGCGGAAGGUGACGUAGUUAACUCCCCUGUGCCUGGAGACGGGGGUGGGGGUGGUGAUGGAACCAGUGGAUCUGAUAGUGAGGACGCUGGUAAUUCUCGUCGACCAAACCGGAAUGCCCAGAAUUAUCAUGGCAGCAGACAAAUGUCCACAUUACAUGGCAACCAGGGUCAGAGAAUACGCCCUAUGGGAGAUGAUUUACUCUCUGAUCUCAGAUUCAGUAGAUUUCCUAGUUUUAAUGGGUCGCAGAUGGAGGUGGACAGUCGCCUCAGUUCCCGCUACCUGACCCCCGUCAGCCCCGUUGAGGACUCUCAGACAGCCGCCAGCUUUGACGUGGAUGAGAUCCUAGGGGCUGAACACGAGUUCGACCCUGGGAACAGGCUCGAGGCCUCAGGCUUCAAUGCUGAUGAUGCAUCUGCUCUGGGUCUCAAGGUCACCCAAGGGUCGAAUCCAUUCGCCCAGAAGUCCAGCUCAUUUGGCUCCUUUGGUCUCGGGUUGGGGCAGGGCCUGGAGGAGGGGUCCCUGGGAAGGGAUGACUCCGCCUUUAGUGUGGAGAUGAUGGGAUCCUUUCCCCGCGAGGACAGGUCUGCUCACGAAGUUGACUGGAGCCUCUUGCAGCCAGGCAGAUCCAGUUCAGGCAUUCUGGGCAGCCAGGAGGUGGACAGAAUGGCACUGGGAAACAGAACUGCUGCAUCUGGGAGUCCUGACAGGAGCAGUGAUGGCCCAUUCCGUCAGUCACAGCUGUUAUCUCGGCCCAACAUGGGCGCCUACCCGUCUACGAGUUACACUGCUCCAUCCCUCCCCACGACCUCUAGGGCACCCUCAACAGGGCAUGUGGCUAGUCAACACUCCAGUAUGAAUACUUCUGAGAGAGGGGGCAGGACUAGUGGAAGUAGUGAGACAUCGGGUCCAGAGUUGAAGAAGAGCCAGGAAAAUGCUGAAUUUGCUGUGACCCCAAGAGUUACAGUUUCCCAGACAUCAAGUAUUGCUGCCCGCUCAGAUGAUGUGUUCAAGAAGCCAACCAUGCCCCCACCUAAGGCCGCAAACUUCUCAAAAUCUGUGGUGCGACCCAAAUCUGCGCAGUCCAAGAGUUCGAACGUCAGCAAGAGCACCGACAGUGCAACCAGUGUGAAGUCCAGCGCCUCAAGCUACGUGGACCUCGAGUACCGCAUGUCACUCAGCGAACAAGCCUGCGCUCAGAGGGAGGGCUUGCGGCGUGUGCCCAGCUUUGGGGGAACUAGUGAGAUGGACCUCACAAUCAACGAUGAGGAAUUCUUUGGUGUCAAUGAUGCACAGGCUAUGUUAGAUGCAGAUGAGGUGGAGUUUGAGGAGGAGCACGUUAUUAGACAGGACGAUGCCAUGAAGGACACAGGUUCCCCGAAUGAUUCGUGGGCGUACCACAGUGUGAUGUCCGUGGCGCGCCCUUCCUGGAUGGAGGGUCCGGGAGACGAGGGGGCUGUGUGCGUCCGUAUCUCUGUAGGCAGCUACAUGAGGGGCCGAACUGAGGCCCUGGGGUCACUCAGUGGGGACGGCAACGAACCAAGGCCUGAGUUUGGUAUGAAGAUUGCUAGUCCCCCAUCCUGCAAGGAGCCCCCAGGUCGACUGAUUGAGGAAGAGGACUCUGUGUUCGAGUCCACAAGGACGUCUGGUGUUGGGGAAUAUGGAAUUGCUACCCCGAUAAAGGCUGCCAGUACCGAUGUACAAGAUCAGACACUGACCAUGGACUCAUUGACCGCUGAGUCUCCUAAGGCCCUUGAUUUUACCCUGUCCGCUACACUGCUGGGAUUCAAACCUAAUCUGAAUCCAGGGUCAACUGCGAAUGCCACCAAACUUAGCAUGGGUGAGCUGAGUAUGAUGUUGAAUAACACAGGGAUCAGUAUGAACAAGGUUGUAGGUCUGCAUGGCUCCAAAUCCUCCAAAACAAAAUUGCCUGAAACUCAUACAAAUCAAGGAACAGAGAGUAAGUUGUCACCAAUUGCAAAGAAAUCACCGCCAAAAUCUUCCCAGUUGCCCAUAAUGAAAGGUUCUAGCUUGAACAGAAGUUUUCCAAAGGUGGGAGAUAGUGAAUCUUCCAUGCUGAAGAGCGAACGUCCGCGUAAAGGAAGCAGUUGUGAUUCUAGAUUUAAAAGUGGCUCAGUUGGGGAUAGUGCACCAGAGGUUGAUAGGCCUAGUGACGUUUCUUCUGCGGAAAAGACCCCUAAAAAUACCUCCCCUCGUUUGUCCAAUCAAAGUGAAAAUGAUCUUUGGUCAUCGCCGAAUUCGUCUAGCUAUUGUGCCAACAAUACGGGACUUUUUGACAGACUUGACGAGUUCAAGUUUUCCUCAAAUUCCGGUGCUGCCCAGCAGCAUCCCAAUUUGAAAACGGUUGAAGACCGGGAGAAAUCCCCACCCGCUGAUGGUGAGGACAGACAGGCAAACAUCUCAACAAACAUUCUCAUGUCCAAACUCAAACCCAAGUCAGUGGAUGAAGAAAAGGCAACUAAAACGAACUUGGUAAAUAGUGUGAAUUCGAAUCCAACAAUAAAACAGAUAAGUGAUAGAAAGGUAUCAAGUGAUAGCACAGACCAGGGUAAGAAUGGUAGCAUGAUAGAUCAUGGCUACAUGCCCGGGCAUCACAUCCCCGAUGGGACGGCGUACAGCCAGCGGUCAGACUAUUCCCACAUGGAUCACAAGGGUCAGUCACGAGAGGAUGUGGCCGGGGUUGACGAUGUGGGACUCGCUGAGUCUCGGGGCUUUGACAUGCUGGAGAAGAAUAGGGGUCCCGGCAACAUGAACACACUUACUGGUAAGGGGAAGGAGAAAAACGACAAGGCUUUCCAGAAUGGUAAGCCUGUGGAUACGCCAAGCCAAGCCAGUAACAGACUGCAGAAUCUGCAGCCUACACAGAGCACCAGUCCAUUGAUACGCCCUUCAGCUGACGUUCGCAAAAGGUCCACUUCCAACAGCAAUUGUGACACCAUGGAUGGCGGACGGGAUUCUGUGGUGAAGACCAUUCAGCGGCAUGAAAGCUGGACACAAACAUCGUUAGUACUCAGGCAAAGUAUUGGUCUUCAACCAGAGCUAUCUGAUAAUGAUGCCAGGGGUGAAAAGUUUGACUCUAGUGGGUCAGGUUUACCUCCAAAGGUGCCAUUAUCAAGCUUUAAGCAUAAUCUCUUACCUCCGAGUGAUGCUGAAACUCGUUCCAAACCAAGUUUGCUGACAAAGAAAUCUUUGCUUGAUACUGACUUUGCAAGGGAAAAUCUUGGUAGGGAAUACAGCCGUGAAGUUCUCGAUAGAAUUUACAGCGCUGAUGCCCACGGUAGCUUCCAGUGUGUAGAGCAGACUCAACUCGAUGACCAUUUCAUGGCCCUUCACAGUCGGGAGUCUUUAGAAACGGAGUGGAAUACCAUAAGAAGGGAGACCGUGGAUACAACACGUGGAGAUUUUUCUUGUAUCAGUGAUAUUCACAUAGGGUUGGUACCCCCACCAACAGCUCAAUCUACUCCAUUUCCACCAUCAAUGGCCAAGUUAACAGAUUUUUCUACCACAAUUUCAUCAAGUAAGGUUUGCCCUGUGGAUGCACCUCCAGCCCUUAAGUUCAGAGAGGCCUGCUGUGUGGGGAUAUCUAGGAAGGAGCUGCUGCCCCUCAGGAACCCCACCGACAGAUGGAUGGAGUGUUUCAUAGAGCCCAAGAUCCUGGAAUGUGAUGGAAAGAGAAUGUCCCUGGAGCACUUCCCCUUUGAGCUGAGGCAGAGGAAGUUUAUUAUAGACCCCCACAAGACAUUUAAUGUUGAUGUUAUGUUCCUACCAAAGCGUCCAGGUGCUUAUGUAGCCCAGGUGCAGGUGUUUUCACUCUCGUUCCUGAAUCGCAGCCAGAUGAAGGAACGUGACGUUGUCCCUGUCAACAUCUCCUUUCAGGCUUUAGCAGAGGACCCGUGGAUCAAGGUGUCCUGUGAUGAUGGCCAGUGCAACUCUGUAGACUUUGGCGAGUUACUAUGGGGUUCUUGUGGUGAGAAGACCAUCUGUAUACAGAACAUGGGCCAGGCCACUGUACCACUCAGGCUGGCCAUCACAUCGAAUAAAGCGUGGCACUGCUUUGCCUUCGAGCCUGAGGGGCGGGUCUCCGACGUAUCGAUAAUCUCUGGUUGCCACCCACCAACCUCAGGUCAGGGUCGAAGCAUAAUAAACAUCAGUUUGCCAGGCCAUGAUCAACCAUUCUCCUACCAGGAGGUGAAGGUCUGGUGCAGGCCACCAGAAAAACAGUUCACCAAAGCUCUGGCCCGCCAGCCCCCCGAAGUGUUCAAGUGCAGUGUGGAUAUUGAGGUGGACACACCCUGCAGUCGCCAGCCAAAACUGAGCACCUUGCAUCUCAAGGCAACCGUAGGCGUACGCAAACUGCACACACAGACCAACCUCAAGGAGAUCCACAUCAGGUCUAGUCCCAAGGCUUCAGAGAGGACGACAGUGAGGCUGUUCAACGCUGGGAACCUGUCCUUGACUGUGUCCUUCAGAAUCAGUGAUCAUCGCGACGUGUUCUUUGUGUCGCCUACCAGUCUGCUUUUGAAACCACAUGAAGAUGGUAGCAUUGUCAUCACCUUCAAACCCAAUCUUGAUAGCAUGAAGAAGUUUGUUACGCUGUUGUUGAUGCUGCUGCAGCCCAGUGGCCCAGUGUUUGAGCUGCAGAUAGUGGGGGAGGUGCAGGAGGCUGUGCCAGAAAACCUUCAGCUGCUCUGUGAUACUACCACCCUGGACUUUGGUGGUGUGGCUCUGGGAAAAACAUGUGUGAAGCGCUACAGAUUGAAGAACAAUAACCCAACUCCUGUGCUGUUGACAGCCAAGGUGACUGAUUCGGAUAUCAGGUUGGCCCGGGAGGCAGAUCCAAGGGUCGUAGGAAGCGACACAUUAGACCUGGAGGUGUCCCCCACCCACACGCUGCCUGUCUAUGUGAUGUACGCCCCGUUGUCACGACAACACCUGAGGAGCAGGGUCACCAUGCGACACCCAGCAUCUGGCAAGUACACGGUAAAGAUCCAAGGGUACGGUGGUGUGAGCAGACUGCACUGCACAGAGGAGUGCCUGGAGACGACCUUUGUGGAAGGUCACACGUGUGUCACCGUGACCUCAUUCUCAAUGGAUAAGGUCAAGGACAUAUUCUUGAACAACCUUGGAGACCGUGCUGCAAGAGUGCGCGUUGCAGUGUAUGAAGACCUGAAGUGCACAGAACGCCUACUGUCUGGAGAGAUUAUUGUGCAGCCCAGUGAGUUAUCCCUAAUGGAAGGAGAAAGCAAGAAGAUGGAACUCGUUGUCGGAAUGAAAGAGGCAGAGUUCACUCGUCGGCAGGAACAGAAUUCGGUCGGGGCGGCUCUUUGCUUUGAAUACGUGGACCAGGUGGAGUCCAAUCAUCCAUUCAGGUCCAAGUUGAUAGUGGGUCUGGUUCGAGGUUUUGCCGCUAGUGGCACACCCACCACAACCACCCCCCUGCGCUCUGUCCGUCCUUACAGGCCUUCAUACUUCUCAGAGAUAGCGACAGAUCUCAGCAGUCGUUUCAGCACCACCAGCGACGACAUGACUGAAAGGUUUUCCCAUGGUACUGAGUCCUCAGUGGUAGAGAGGAUAGGGGGCUGGUCCGUGAAGCCAUCAAAACUAGUCAUUUACUGCUCAAACAGAGGUCAAGAAUUUGAGACGUUUUACAUCUACAAUCACAAUUCCGUGGAAAUAAGGUUUGAAAUGUUCUGGCCAGGUGGAAACCUGUCAUUGACUCCUGGCAGUGGAACAAUCUUGCCAAGAGAGAACCAGUGCAUCCGUGUGUACCCAACCACAUUAACCACCCAGAGUCCACCUUGGUCGGGUCAGAUAAUUGUGUCAGUUGACAGGCAGACAGAGAGCAUCCUAGUCGAGGUGAAACAAGAUGCCAGUGCAACCAAUCAAGACAUUCCAGAGAAGGACAACCGCAGUCUGGUUCCUAUUAGUAGCAAUGUUAACCUGUCCAGCGUGGGAACCAAUCGACUGGGCCACCUCGAAGUGUCCAGGACGGCUGUCCAGUUUCCGUCGACGAGGAUCGGCAAGUGUUCUGAGCAGACCAUUGACAUAUCAAACAUCGGGCCGGAGACCUUGAGAUGGCUGUUCUCGUCAUUUGCACCGCCGUAUAUGAAGAGGAAGACAGAGUCAAGUAAAGAUGUGUUCAGAGUGUCCUACAAGGUGUUUGACUUCUCCAAGCAGUUUGGGAAACUGAACGCCAAAGAAACCCUGCAGCUGACUGUACAGUUCAUGCCUCGGUCUGCGGGCACGUUCACCCAGUACUGGGACCUCCAGACCAGCAGUAAUGCGGGCCUUAGCAAGUCUACCUCCACCACCCAACACCCCCAGCACCAGGACUACAUAAGGGUGCACCUUACUGGAGAGGGCCAGGAAGAUGAUACAGAAACCCCUCGAGGGAAGAGUGAUGUUGAGAAUCUCUUGCCAAAGCUGCCUAGCAACAAGUACAGCCUGCGCCUGGGCCAGGAGCAAAUGGAGUUCCCGUGCAUGGAGCGAGGCAACCGGAUCAUGCUGAAGCUGGAGCUGAAGAACAACCAUAUGGAGGAUGUGAAAGUGGAGGUCACUGCGCCCCAGCCCCCCUUCCACGUCAACCACUCCAGCUUCAAGAUACAGAAGAAGAAGUAUUUACGAUUGCCAAUAGAGUUCCAGCCAACACGCCCAGGAAGAUUUACAGAUGUAGUGAAGUUCCAGAGCUCCAAGGGAGACAAUCUUAUACUUCAUCUGUCAGCAGAGUGUAGAUCAACACAUUUGACCUCCCUUAGUUAAUCUUCAGCCAUCAAGAAUCGUAAAAAAACAGAAUCUCAGGAUGAAAUAAGAAUGGAACAAUUUGAAUGGAAUUUUAAAAUAUCAGAAAAUGUAUAGUGUCGUUUUUUAAUGCCUAACUGAUUUUUGGACAGGAAUUUCUUAAUCGUAACUGUAGACAUAAAUGUUAUUAAUUGCAUACUGAAUUAGCUAUUACUGUGAAAUUGUAAUACCUGGUAUAUGCAAAAACACAAAAAAUAGUAGUCCUUCAAUAUUCUAAUUCAUCACACCAAUGACUUUUUAUUAAUAUAACACAAACAUGUUCUGCCUAUUCCUUUAAUUGUGAUUAAUAAAAGCAAUAUCUCUGUGAUAAAAAUAUAAAUGUGAUACAAUGUUAGAGUUACAUUUGCAAAAGCUGUGGUCUCAUUAUUUAUUGUUGGUCAUGUAAUAAAUUGUUGAAUUUUGUAGUGCACAUACAAGCCUGACUAAAUUUAAAAUUAAAAAACAAAGUGCAGGCAUAGUUCUAUAUUAUUGUUUAUAGUGUUGUAUGCAACUCGCGAUAAUUGUGUGAUUUUUGAUGUUAUUUAACUUGUAAAUGUAUUUCUAUUAAUGCAGUUGAUGUAUGUAAAUGUGAAUAUUAAAUCAAUUUUUGUGUUAUCAGACUGGUGAACCUAUGUGACAGCUAUGUUUCAUAGCACUGUGUGGUUUAGUGAGAAUUUCAAAUAGAUUAAUUGUAUUCUACAAUAGAAUUUUCUGUCUAGUUUCAGGUAAAAUUGGUAUUUUGAGCGGUAUAGUUACUUUUUUUAGUUUCUUUACCUUUGACUCCCUGUAAGCAACCAAUUGCUUUUGACGUGUAGUCAUUAUAGAUUGAUAUUCAGUAUACAAUCCAGCAUUGAAGUCUUGCCUAUAUAUAUGCCUAUAUAUAUAUAUGAGCCGUGCUCUGUGAAAGGGGGGGGGGGUAUACUGCAUGCAGUCUGCACAGGCUAAUCAGGGAAGACAUUUUCUGCUUUUAUAAUAUUUUCUGUUUAAAGAAAGUCUCUUAGCAAAAAUCCCGUUUAGGCAGAAAGUGUUGUCCCUGAUUAGCCUGUGUGGACAUGCAUUAAGUCCCCUUUUCACAGAGCGCUGCCCAUAUUCUUUGUGAAUCAUUGUAUAAAUCUUAAUCCUAUGUGCAUGUAAAUAGUUUGUAUUAUUAUCAUGUGGUACAUGUAAAUAGUUUGUAUUAUUAUCAUGUGGUACAUGUAAAUAGUUUGUAUUAUUAUCAUGUGGUACAUGUAAAUAGUUUGUAUUAUUAUCAUGUGGUACAUGUAAAUAGUUUGUAUUAUUAUCAUGUGGUGCAUGUAAAUUGUUUGUCUUAUUAUCAUGUGGUACAUGAAAGUAGUUUGUAUUAUUAUCAUGUGAAAAAUUAUCUUUUCAAAAUAUUUUCUCACAGUGUCUAUAAUGUACAUAUAUGUUUUUCAAACAGUACCAACAGGAUUCACCGUCAUUUGUUACAUUACCUGUGCUUGUAUUAUAUUAGCCAGACUUGCAUUUAUGACCAUGGCUAUUGUUUGAGUUUAUAUUAUGCUAGAAUAUUAAAUGCCUUAAACCACUUUUCAAUGUUGAACAUUUUGUUUCGUACGUGUGAAAUAAAACAAUUCAUAACAAUAAAUUAAUGUAUAUAAAUGUAGUACGAGUCCAUGCUGUAAUGUUUAAGUGUCAGCGCAGACAUUCUGGAAGAGUUUGUAAGGAAUGUUAUUACUUAGGGUUUUCAAUAUUUUUACCUGUUCCAUGAAGUAAUCUGUAUAUUUGCCCAUGAAUAAUUUUCAUGUUUUUCUAAAGCCUCAAACUUCAAACUUGUUUUAACUUGCGGCUCGAUGAUUUAUGACUGAUUUUAGACAUUUUAAGUAAACUUCAUACAUUUAUACUUUAUAUCAAGACCCUGCUUGACACUUCAUACCAGGUUUAUCAAUUUGUUCUCGAAUCAAAUUAAAGACAGGAAACAACAAGUUGUGUCCACCUUUCCCUUACAAUAACUCCUAUCUAAUAACCACCAUUUGUCUUUUCCCACAAACAUGCUAUUAGUUUGUGACAAAGCUAUUUAUACAUACUUGCUGUCUAGGUAUUAGAUUGCUGUAUGAAUAGUAAAAUAUUUUAACUUAGUACAUGUUAAUAAGUAAAUGUUUAUUAGCUAGUAUAUUUACUUUGACAUUGUACAACUAUGUAUGGACACAAUCUUGAAACGAAAAUAAAGAAUCCAACUUGUUUAA
Molecule: messenger RNA, 10475 nt
Organism: Dreissena polymorpha
Lineage: Eukaryota; Metazoa; Mollusca; Bivalvia; Myida; Dreissenidae
Exons: 48
Coding region: 127-8253 (2708 amino acids)
Biological process (GO): mitotic spindle assembly; centrosome-templated microtubule nucleation; centriole replication
Cellular component (GO): pericentriolar material; cytoplasm; centriole
Molecular function (GO): protein kinase binding
Source: RefSeq, a predicted model, not a curated record